Messenger RNA from Mycetomoellerius zeteki, 5160 nucleotides. RefSeq lists its product as uncharacterized. The coding region runs from base 142 to 5031 and encodes 1629 amino acids. Gene Ontology annotation, biological process: regulation of gene expression; chromatin remodeling. Gene Ontology annotation, cellular component: chromatin; nucleus. The record is from RefSeq and is a predicted model, not a curated record. Gene Ontology annotation, molecular function: histone H3K9 demethylase activity; histone H3K36 demethylase activity. Lineage: Eukaryota; Metazoa; Arthropoda; Insecta; Hymenoptera; Formicidae. The transcript has 11 exons.
GCGACUCGAAGCAUCGGCUACAACGACGGUGUGCGUGUGUGUUUUCGGAAAUUGUGGUAUUCACGUUAGCGUUUCACGGACGAUGGUAUUGAUACAGGAGAGGUGAUCCCCAGGUUUGUCAGAUUUAUAAUAAAUUCAACGAUGGCUAGUAAUGCAAGAGGAAUACCCCGUAUACAGGUCUUUAGACCGACAUAUGAGGAAUUUAAAGAUUUUACGAAAUAUGUGGAAUAUAUGGAAAGUCGAGGAGCUCAUAAGGCUGGUUUGGCAAAAGUAAUACCGCCACCUGAAUGGAUUCCUAGGAAGAAAGGCUAUAAUCUAGAUGAGUUAGAUCUUACCAUCCCAGCGCCAAUCUGCCAAGUUGUCACCGGAAAACAAGGACUUUAUCAACAAAUUAAUAUCCAAAAGAAGUCAAUGACUGUACAAGAGUAUAGUAAAUUAGCCAAUUCUGAUCGUUACGCUACUCCUCGUCAUUUUGACUAUGAAGAUUUGGAGAGAAAGUACUGGAAGAAUAUAACGUAUGUGGCGCCGAUAUAUGGCGCAGAUGUAUCUGGUUCUUUAACAGAUCCAGAUGUGAAAGAGUGGAAUAUCAAUCAUUUAGGAACAAUUCUGGAUUACGUCAAUAAGGAUUACGGUAUAUCCAUCGAUGGCGUUAAUACAGCUUAUCUGUAUUUUGGAAUGUGGAAAACUACAUUUGCCUGGCACACAGAAGAUAUGGAUCUAUAUUCCAUAAAUUAUUUACAUUUUGGUGCGCCAAAAACGUGGUAUGCUAUACCUCCGGAACAUGGACGUAGAUUAGAGAGACUAGCUAGCGGCUUUUUCCCAACCAGCUAUCAAAAUUGCCAAGCCUUCUUACGCCACAAAAUGUCUCUUAUAUCUCCUCAAAUAUUAAGGCAGUAUUCUAUUCCAUGUAACAAAAUAACGCAGGAAGCUGGAGAAAUAAUGAUUACAUUUCCAUAUGGUUAUCAUGCUGGUUUUAACCAUGGAUUCAAUUGCGCCGAAUCCACUAAUUUUGCAGCACCUAGAUGGGUAGAAUAUGGAAAGAGAGCUGUGCAAUGUACCUGCAGUAAAGAUAUGGUCAAAAUAUCUAUGGAUACCUUUGUGAAACGUUUUCAACCAGAUAGGUAUGAAUUGUGGUUACGUGGUGAGGAUAUUGGUCCUCAUCCUGAAGAUCCUAGGCAGACUGCUGCACCAAUGCCGUCACAAAUGGAUCUAUUAUGUAGUAAUAGUAGCAAUGGUGAAUUACCACAAGGCUAUUUGAGUGCAACACCAAAAAAUAAGCGACAUAUGAUUCAUAAGAAAAAGAAUAUUAUACGCACGAAUCCUGGUAUAAACAUGGAAGAACUUGCGAACCGUACAGAUAUUCCACCAGAGGUUAAAAAGGCCUUACAAGACAUUGAAUUUGAUGAACUAGAAGAACCACCAGAUGAACAACAGUUAGAGGUCCUAGAAGAUAUUUGGCUAAAAGCAGGAGAAAUGGAAAUUGAUGAAGCAACUGUCUAUGAUGAUGGUUACAAUCGCAAGAAAAGUAAGAAAAGAAAGAAAAAACAAAAUGGAGAUAAAGAAAAAAAACCAAAAAUUGAAUCAAAAUCUAAGAAGGAAGCCAGCAAAAUUAAUGCACAGAAUGUGAAUGUAGUUAAAACUGAAGUGAAAACUGAAGAUGAUAUGUCUACUUUUGAAUACAUAUCCCAGGAAAAUAUGGAAGAAUUUCCUGUGCCUCAAGGAAAUUAUAAUGAUGAAAUUAUUAUAAAAGCUGAAUCUACAGAUCCUCUAAAAAUAGACAGUUAUCCCUCAAAUGAUUUUAAUCCUUCAGUUAUUGAAAAAGAUGGUAAAAGGAAAAAAAAGCAUUCAAAACAUAACGAACAGAAGAAAUUGAAGCCAAAACGUGUGUCCAAAGGUAAACGCAAACGCGAUAAUAUACUGCUUUUCGAUGCAUCAACUUCAAACGUUUCAGAUGCUACUGUGCAAACUGAAGCUAAAUCAUUAGAUGAUCUUAACAUGUAUGCUGUAAAUAAUAUGUAUAAUAACCAAGAAAAAUUUAAUUUAAUGCCACUAAGCGUUUCGCUUAGUAAUGAGCUUAAUAAGAAAACUACGAAUACAACUAAUAUUAGUCCGACAAAAAGUUCUGCAUUUAACAACGAUAAAAAAGACAUGACAAAAUUAAUGAGUGCUACAGAAAGCAGAAUAACUGUUUCACCGAUAAAUGAUAGCAGUGAUUCUUCAAAAAUGACAUUUAUGAGUAGAAAUUUCGAAAACAACUGUUUUGCUAAUGAACAGAACAUAAAUUCUGAAUGUCAGAACGAAAGUACAAGAACCACGGCUGCUCAAAUAGAACAGUUUACAAGUAUAAACGACAAAAAUAUGGAUGUGUUUACAGAAAGCGAGACAAUACAAAGUAAUACUCAUAAAAGCUUGCUAAAAGCACCUCGUUUGAAUGUACCAUCAUCGAUUAUACCUCCCAAAUCACAAACUGAAAACCAGCAGAUACAACCUAUGUCAAAGAUUUAUCUUGAACAUUCAUCAAAAAAAAAUUAUCUUAUUUUUCGACCAACUUACUCUAAACCUCCAGUUUUACAAGAUGAAACGGAAAUGCAGUAUAUCAAAAACGAUAGCACAGUUCAAAAGUUGGCUCCACCACCGUUAGAAUUUUCAUUUCUUCACAGGCUUCCAUCUGAUACUGCUAUUACUAAGGUGCCCAAUACUAAUUGUAACUCCACGUUUUCCAAUGUUACACCACAAUUCAACCAUCAAUUUAACCAGCCUAACACAAAUUUAAACAUGAAAUUAAAUAUGGGAAAAUCACCCUAUACGAGUAACAGUUCCAAGAAAUUAAUAGAGACAUCCUUGCAAAAUAUAUAUCCAAAUGUUCCUAAAACUCAAGCAGUCGCAUUAGAUGAUUCGAAUAUCAUUCCUUUUGUAAGUCCAUCAUCCAUACCAUCACAAGCAAAUGCGAUACCCAAUACGAUAUCGCAAUUCCCAUUGUUACCUGCUCUGGUAACUCCUCGGCCUCUAUUGAUAGGUUCGUGUAUGCAAAAUAAAAAUACUGAAAUAACAUUUUUGUUAAAUGCAUCUGCAGUUCAAAACAGUUCAAAACAAGCUAUGCCAAAAAUUACCAAGAAUGCACCAACGCGUCAAAGGCUACAAAAAGGAACGCCACGGAAAACAUCGGCAAAAAAUAAUAAGUCAAAUAAUAAUGCAUCUUCGAAUACUUCUCAAGCUAGCACUGUGAAUACGUUCAUUGGAACUCAAGUCAAUAAUUCUACUGAUACGCGGAUAAAUAUGACCGAUUCAAACGUGCUAUCACGAAUUACAAAUAUGCAAAAAGACAUGUUAUACGAAGAUGAGCAUUUAAAUAUAUCUGACAAUAAGACACAGAUACAAGACUUACAAAAGCAAACAGAUUUUUGUUUACAUUUACAUUCAUCUAAAUCAAAGCAUAAGGCACCUAUAUUAAGAAAGAAACCCAAAGAGAAAAAAGCUACAACAAGAAGAAAACAACCAUUGGCUAUUGUUCCAAAAACUAUAAAUAUGGCUUCUUCGACCAUUGUUCCUGUGAACACUGCUCAUCCAGCUAUUGCAAAUGUUGUAACAACUGCUCCUCCAGCUAUUGCAAAUGUUGUAACAGCUGCUCCUCCAGCUAUUGCAAAUGUAACAGCUGCUCCUCCAGUUAUUGCAAAUGUUGCUUCUGUGACCGAUACUUCUAUAAGUGUUACUCCUGAGGUUACUACUAUGCCUGUUGCUACCCCAUCAACUGUUACUUUGGUGAUAGAACCCACAAAAGAUCAAUCUACAUCAACACAAUCUGCCGAUAUGCCACAAUUCUGUAGUUCUCAGCCAACAUCGGUAAUACCAGGGCACAUUUCUGAUAUGAUUUAUCCGAAUGUACCAAACAAUGAUCUGCUAAAAGCAUUCAAUGAUUAUUGGAGCGCUCAAGUGUCCCAUUGUGCAAUAUGUGCUACUUUUGCCUCGUGUACAAGCGGAAGCAGUAGAAUGAUGCCACCUGAUUGGAAAUAUUGCACAUCAACUACGCUACCCGAAAGUACACCAAUAUGGGUGCCAGCCAAUAUUUACGCAGCAAACUCUAAGGAACAGGCUAUGGAAUCAGAGAAUAACAAACUUUUACGAUGCAGAGAAUGUCACGUAACUGUUCAUGCAUCUUGUUAUGGUAUAACUAUAUUACCUACAGACAUCCAAAAUUGGGCCUGCGACAGGUGUAAAGCUGGCAGAAACGAUGCGAUGUGUUGUAUGUGCCCAAUGUUUGGUGGUCCACUGAAGCGCACCAGUGAUAGCAGAUGGGCGCAUAUUUUAUGUACGCUUAUGGUACCAGGAGCCACAUUCAAAGAUGCCAUAAAUAAAGAUCCUAUCAAUGUAUUAACGAUCAUCGCGGACUCAUUACACAAGAAAUGUUGUUUCUGCAGCCAAGACGGUGGAGCGUGCUUGAAAUGUAAUCAGUGCAAUAAUGCGUUUCAUCCGUCUUGUGGUCUCGCGGCAGGCGCUACAUUUAGCAUACCGGUGUAUACUUCAGAGGAAUUUCAGGUAACGUGUAAUGAACACAAUGAAGGCAAAGAAAAGAUUCCACAAAUACGUCAAGGAGAAACAGUUUGGGCAAAGCAUCGUAACAAACGAUAUUAUCAAGCCAAAGUAAAAACUAUCGAGGAUACCGUCUUUUAUAUGGUUACAUUCGACGAUAAGAGCUUCAGUGAUGAUUUGUACCCUGUAGAUGUAACUAACUAUAAACCUGAAAAUACACCUCUAAUUGGAGCCGCAGUGACGGUGAACUGGACAGACGGUCAAAUAUAUAAUGGCGUCUUCGAAGGUACAAAUCAUCGAAUAAUGUUCACUGUGAUUUUCGAAGAUGGCUCUCAACUUAUUUUAAAGCGUAAUGACAUCUACAGUUUACAAGAAGAAAUGCCAAAAAGAGUGCGUUCUCGUCUGUCUGUUGCAACUGAAAUGAAGCACCGAUCUCAUCUUUAUGGCACAGAAGGUGAAACAGAGGCGCAAAGAAAAGUGAAACAAUUGAAAAAUUACGAUUGAAUUGAGUUGUAACAAAUUGAUGUAAAUAAUUAUUAAGAGAAAGGAACAUAGAAAUCCCCUGUUGUAAAUAGUAGAAAUUAUAUUUUAUAAUCUCGAUUGUCAUCUCGCAGCUUCAUUAAAUCAUUACUU